UGUAGGUGGAAGGAAGAAGGGCCAGCAGCCGAGCCCUCGUCUGACAGCGCGCUGUGUCCAGAGGAUAUUUACACCCGUGACUCACUGCUGGUUUCUCAGCUCUUCAGGUUUCUUUUCUCUUCAUUUGGGCGGCCAAUUUAAAGUCCCUUGUGAGCGCGCGACCAUGGCGACAGCACUGCUGAACCUGGAGGAGGACCUCACGUGCAGCAUCUGCCUGUGUCCGUUCGACUCGCCCGUGAGUCUCUCGUGCGGCCACAGCUUCUGCCAGCAGUGCCUGGAGGCCGCGUGGAAGGACGCGGGGCCCGUGAGCUGCCCGCAAUGCCGCGCGCUGUACUCGGUGCGGCCCGUGCUGAAGCGGAACACCGUGCUGAGCGCUGUGGUGGACACCAUCAAGUCCGCGAGCGACGCCGGCGCGUCGCCGAGCAGCGGCGAGCGCGAGGAGCCAAAGCCCGUGCUGUGCGACACCUGCAUGCAGGCGAAGGCGGAGAGCACGUGCAUGACAUGCGCCGCCUCCUUCUGCAGCGAGCACGUGCGGCCCCACCGUGAGAACCCGGUGUACCGCGCCCACCGCCUGGUCGAGCCGCCGCUCGCGGACCUCCAGAACCGCCUGUGCGCCGAGCACGCGAAGCUGCUGGAGUUCUACUGCGCGCCGCACGAGCGCUCCAUCUGCAGCGGCUGCCUGCAGGAGCAGCACCGGACCUGCAGCUUCUACACGGUGGAGGAGCAGCGCGAGAAGAAAGAGUCUGAACUGAAGGAAAAACUGGACUCUCUCGAUGGCAAAAUCGAAAAGAACCAGAUGGUCAUCUCCCAGAUGAGGGAACAGCAGGCUAAGCUCAAGGACGUAGCGGCGGUCCGUAAACGUGCUCUGGAAGCCGAGUAUCAGCAGCUCCGAGACAUGCUGCAGAGGGACGAGAAGGAGGCCAUGAUGGCUCUGGAAAAGGACCUGGAGAGCGGCCAGAGCAAACUCAGCAUGCUUAUGAAGAAGUUCAACCAAAACAUUGAGAAGAUGAGCGGAACCAAGGACGAAAUCAACAGGCUGCUGGUCCAGUCCCACUCUCUGGACUUCUUAGAGACGAAUAUGGACUUGCCUUCUGUGGUGACUUUUGACCCUUAUGCCCCUCGAAUCAACCUUGACUCUAAAUGUAUCAUAGCACACCAUGCCUGCAUCGUUGCUCUGAAGGAGCAGAUAUCUAAGAUCCUGCAGCAGCCAGUGGAGAACAGGCUCUCUUUGCUCAAACCAGAACUGGGAAAACCUUUUGCUGAUGAAGGCGCUGGUGAUGCUUCCGCUACAAUACCAAACCCGAGGGAGGGUUCUGUGCCCAGUGAAGACCCCAGGCCCACCAGCCCAUCUCAGGCUAAAGGUGCACCUGGAGGAGCCAAAAAGAAACCGCCACGAGAGAAAAGGGAGAACAGAGGAGAGAAGACGGAGAACAGAGGAGAGAAGACGGAGAACAGAGGAGAGAAGACGGAGAACAGAGGAGAGAAAAAGGACAACAGAGGAGAGAAAAAGGAGAACAAAGAGCGCAAAGAAUACAAAGGAGAGAGAGCCAAGAAGUUUCCUAACAAAGGAAUGGCCCCUCCAUUCUUCAGAAGAAUGGAUGGUGGUAUGAAUUUCACUAGUGGUAUGAAUUUCACUGGAUAUGUUCCUGAUUUUGCUGAUAUGGGGGUACCUGUGAGAAGGAUUGAUCUCCUGCGAUAUGCCACAAUUCUCAUGUUUGACCAGAGGACGGCUCACAGACGGGUGGUGCUGUCAGAGAACAACACUAAAGCGUCUGUAUCGGAUGAGCCAUCUGCCUAUCCGGACCUCCCGACCCGAUUCACUGUGUGCUCGCAGGUGCUUUGCUCCAAGGGUUUCUCUCAAGGCUGUCACUACUGGGAGGUCCAAAUGAGCAGCAAUAAUUUCUGCGGCAUUGGCCUGGCCUACGGCAGCAUCGACCGCAAAGGUCCGUCCAGUCGCUUGGGCCGGAACGCCCAGUCCUGGUGCAUCGAGUGGUUCAAUGUGAAGCUGUCCACCUGGCACAACAACCGCGAAACGGUGCUGAAUAACCCAAACCCUAGCCGGGUAGGGGUGCUGCUCGACUGCAGUGGGGGAACUGCCACGUUUUAUAACGUGGUGGCUGACCGUGCGCAUGCAUUCCACACGUUCGUUUUCCCCUUCUCUGAGCCAGUUUACCCUGCUUUCUGGAUCUUCUCCAGUGGGUCCUCUGUCAACCUGUGUAAGCUCAACAAUUAAUAGCUCUUGUAAAUGAUCACUCAUAUGUGAUAAUGUGGAUCAGGUGGAUAUGUUAACAUGCAGUUCAUUAACAAAUCACUGCUGCCAUGAGAAAACCUAUGAGCUUAUACUGUAUCUCUUUGACUCAUAACUGUUGUUAAUCUCCUUUGUUUUCACUCAUGUUACUAAAUCUGAUAACAAUACUUUUUUUAUAUCCACAUAUAUAACAUUAUAUCGUUGCUGUCAGGACAACUCUAUUUUUGUCAUAAUUUGCCCCUUAUGUUUCAAAUAUCAUGAUGAAUAUGCCAAUGGAAAUGGUCCAAAAUUAGUGGGAAAAGAAUAUUUAUUUCUCCAUUAACUUCCAUUAAAAUUUAAGAAUAUUUUCACUUGUCCUGUAAAGUUACCUUUUCAGAGAUGCAAAGUUUUCUUUCAACAGCAGCGAUAUGUUUUUAUGAUGCUUUAAUGCUUUUUGGCAGAAGAAAUUUAAAACAAUGUUGGGGGCUUAAAUUCAUGUUACUUAAAUCCGUUGUCAAAAGAAAAUGUAAAUAUCACAGAUAUAAUGAUAUUUACAAUAAAAUACAACUGUUGUAAAUUUUAAAAA
Pygocentrus nattereri (red-bellied piranha) is the source of this 2813-nucleotide messenger RNA. RefSeq names its product tripartite motif containing 25 (gene trim25). The record is from RefSeq and is a predicted model, not a curated record. The transcript is spliced from 12 exons. Gene Ontology annotation, molecular function: protein binding. Lineage: Eukaryota; Metazoa; Chordata; Actinopteri; Characiformes; Serrasalmidae. Bases 164 to 2233 code for a protein of 689 amino acids.